AUGGAGCGAGAUUCGAAUCACCACCGAAAAUGCUCCAACGAAGAGAUCCAAACCAAUACUCAUGAUCUGCUUCAGCAACAGCAACAGAUUUUGAAGGGCGAUAUUGUGAACGUUUAUCUGAGAAAUGGCUUCAUUUACUUGGUAUUUGCUGCCCUUCUUGUCUACUCGGUUAUCAUCUUAAUAGCCUGUCGAUUCGUUAUCUGUAAAGACUGA
Messenger RNA from Prunus armeniaca (apricot), 213 nucleotides. Lineage: Eukaryota; Viridiplantae; Streptophyta; Magnoliopsida; Rosales; Rosaceae. The record is from the annotation of a GenBank genome assembly.